Pseudomyrmex gracilis is the source of this 3839-nucleotide messenger RNA. Its product is annotated as ribosomal protein S6 kinase beta-1-like. The record is from RefSeq and is a predicted model, not a curated record. Gene Ontology annotation, molecular function: ATP binding; protein serine/threonine kinase activity. Gene Ontology annotation, biological process: signal transduction; protein phosphorylation. Bases 507 to 1937 code for a protein of 476 amino acids. NCBI's taxonomy places the organism in Eukaryota, Metazoa, Arthropoda, Insecta, Hymenoptera, Formicidae. The transcript has 4 exons.
UAGUUUUUUUUUGGGUUUUUUUUCGCGAGAUCCAGUUUGACAUCCGUCUCCGAUUACGUGAUUUUUCAUCAACCGAUUGUUUGUUUUUUUAGGAUUGACCACACAAUCGCAUUGAUCGAUUGACCGAAUUUUAACUUAAUCACGCGGUUUAACUCACGCGUGUGAAUUAACUCAAGUCACUAGAUAGAUAGACAGCGAGAGAUCGCGAUUCUAUUUGAUUUUUCGCGGAACCGAUCGGUCCCGAAUUUCGAUUGAUUUGUCCGAUAUUAAAAAUCGAGAAUUGAUCCUCCGUGAUAUCUCUCUCCGGUCGCGUUCCCUCUCUCCGAUGUGUGUUGCGGUUUGAGUCCCGCGCGCCCCUAGGCACGGUCUAUAUAUUUUAAUGUCUAUGGGCGAUACUGACGCCCAUUUCGCCAAUUCCACACCAUUGACCGUCAAUUUCAUAUGUUCCGUAUGUAGGUUAAUUUCCCUGUUUGGAAAGUUUUGAAUGUGAGUUUGACACAUCCAGGAUGGCAGGAGUAUUUGACAUCGAGCUGCACGACGGGGAUGCCACAACUCAGGACGAAUCGGACGACGAUGUGAUAGAGAGUAGAGAGGUAGAGGAAUAUAAUCACGCGGCAACAGUGAGUGCUAUACUGGAGUCCGAUAAUCUGGAAAGAGUUCAAUUGUCGGAGCAAAAUGUUAAUCCUGGUCAGGAAAAGGCUGGUCCGCAAGAUUUCGAAUUGUGCAAAAUUUUGGGAGAAGGUGGCUACGGGAAGGUUUUCCAAGUGAGAAAGGUUACCGGAAAGGACAAGGGCAAUAUAUUCGCCAUGAAAGUAUUGCGCAAAGCGUCUAUCAUACGAAAUCAGAAAGAUACCGCACACACAAAAGCUGAGAGAAAUAUUCUGGAAGCUGUCAAACAUCCGUUUAUCGUGAACCUAAUGUAUGCUUUUCAAACCGGUGGCAAAUUGUAUCUGAUAUUGGAGUAUCUGUGCGGCGGAGAACUUUUCACAUAUCUGGACAGAGAAGGCAUCUUCUUGGAGGACAUGGCUUGUUUUUAUCUGUCCGAGAUCAUAUUGGCGUUGCAACAUUUGCACAAUCAAGGAAUUAUAUACAGAGAUUUGAAACCGGAGAAUAUUCUUCUGGACGCUGAAGGUCAUGUUAAAUUGACGGACUUUGGUCUUUGCAAAGAGCAUAUACAGGAAGGCACGGUGACGCACACAUUCUGUGGAACAAUAGAGUACAUGGCGCCGGAAAUACUCACCAGGAGCGGUCAUGGAAAAGCUGUGGAUUGGUGGAGUUUGGGCGCUCUGAUGUUUGAUAUGCUUACAGGUAUGCCGCCGUUUACCGGCGACGACAGACGAAAAACCAUCGAAAAGAUAUUGCGGGGAAAAUUGAGUCUUCCGCAAUAUCUGACCCCGGAUGCUCGCGAUCUCAUACGAAAGCUCUUGAAGAGACAAGUUGUUCAGAGAUUGGGAUCAGGUCCGGAAGAUGCCGAGCAAAUCAAGAAUCACAACUUCUUCAAACAUAUUAAUUGGCAGGAUGUAAUUGCACGCAAGUUGGAUCCCCCGUUCAAGCCGUCUCUGAAGAGCGCUGACGAUACGUCGCAGUUUGACGAACAGUUCACGGCCACCGUGCCGGUCGAUUCCCCAGUUGAGAGCACUCUCAGCGAAUCGGCGAACAUGAUAUUUCAGGGCUUUACGUACGUAGCGCCGAGUGUUCUGGAAGAGAUGUACGCGCAGCCUAAAGUUGUGAACGCCAGAAGCCCGCGUAGAGGACUGCUGAACAAUACAGGUUUUGGCGCGGCGACGGGCAUGCAUAGCUUUUCGCCCAGAUCGAUGGACGCUCAUCUGCGCCCGUCGGUAGACUUCCAACAGCAACACAGACAACAUACAGCGGCGUCAAACAGUAUAGAAGAUGCCGAAAUGGUAGAUCUUGGACAACUACCAAAUCGUUUAUAGUGCUCAGGCACGUUGCGCACAAACUAUUAGCUUUCUUAUGGAAAAAAAAAAUUUAGGAGAAACGACGGAAAAUAAUAGCUCGUAAACCUGUUUGUUCGCCGAAUUGCGUUUGUUGUUUACAUGUUAACGACGACGCAACGCGCGAACAAAGUUACCUUUAGCAAAUUCAAUAUAUAUAUUGCAUAAAAAAGUAAAAAGUAAACGCAGAGAGAUAGGGAGGAGAGAGAGAGAGAGGGCAAACGAUCUCCUCGCGAUCGUUCGCGUUAUGCGACCUUAUUUAUAAGCUUCUGACAAUUUCAGAACGGUUACAAGUUUGUUUACACAAAAUGUAAACAGCAUAAAAUAGAGUAUGUUUUUUCUCGCUAUGUAAAUAUGUGUGUGUGAAUGAUUUGAGAGCAAGUAUAUAUAAAUCUAGCAAAAAUCUGUGGCAUUAACGUUUAAAGUAUAUAUACUUGCGAAAUAUAUACAGUUGAAAAUCUGGAGAUCCUAUAUCACACAUAAUAGCAAUACAAUUGUCACAUACACAUACACACACUUAUAUCGCUGAUUGUAGUUUAAUUCUAGACUUCCUUUCUCAACAGUUCACACAAAUUGAUACGAAGUGACGCAUGCUUUCAAAAAGUAUUAGAGAAAGAGAGAGAGAGUGAGAGAGAGAGAGAGAAGAAAAGUUACAAAGACUUUUUGUUUUUUUGUCAUUUUUAAAACACACAUUUACAAUGUAAUAGCAUUUAAAAUAGUUUUUAAAGGAUCGCACACAUGAGACAAUUUGUCCUGUAACAACUUCUUUUAAAUGCUUUAAAAAUUCUAUGAUUUUCUUUCUUUAUGAAGUAAAAUGUGCUACUUCACAGACGAUUACUUAGUACUUUUCGAACGUUUCUUCAAACAAUACUCUCGUUUCUUUACGCAAUAAGUGUCGAAGUAUAUAUGUAUAUAAGAGAUACGCUCUCUACGUACGGUAGAGAUUCUGGUAGAAGAGAAAACACAUUACAGUAUGAUUUCGUGUCCUGGAUGUUUUGAUGAACCAUCAUGCUUGCGCGUAAAUGAGAUGACAAAAUCUUUGCGCAUCAAAGAAGCACAUACAUUAGAGCAAAAUUGUCUCGCAUUUUGUUAUUAUUUAUGUGAUUUUAUUGAAAAUUUAUAUAUAUAUAUAUAUAUAUUAAAGAAAUAUAUAUAUAUAUAUAUAUAUAAAACCAAUAAAAAGAAUCAGAUUAUAGAAAACUAUGUAUGUAGGAUAAAGGUUUUUUUUCGAUUUUAUAUAGUUUAUAUUUAUUUAAGAGUUUAUAAAAAAAAAAUAACGAUGUUUGUUAAUUUAAAUCGACAAAACACAAUGUUUUUGUACAUUUCAAAAUUGUUUUCUGUUUACUGGAAGUACUCGUUGCUAUAUGCUCAUUUUUAACGGUAUUUACAGAAAAUGUGUUUUGGUUGCAAUAUAUAUAUAGAGUGUCAGAAUUUUUUAAAUCGUUUCUUGCGCGCUCAUUUUUUGUUCAGAUUGACUCCAUCUAUCUGCACACUUUCUAAAAAAGUUUUUUAGACAUCCUGUACAUACAUGGAGUGUAUUCUCUUUUUAUCUAUAUACGUCGAAUCUUGUUGCUAAAAUGUAAUUGAACUUAAUGAAGUAAUUGUACAUAUAGCUGUCCAAUCCAAUUUAACUUUCUAAAGUUAAUAGAAUCGUUAUCGUACAGUUUUUUGAAAAUACAAAUCCACAUUUGUAAGAAACGAUCACACGCAAAUUUCAAAGUGCCCAAGUGUUCAAAGCCAUUCUGUGGCUACUACAUUAUGUAUAAUAAUAACAGUCAUACGUUAAUAUACAUAAAAUAAUGUAUAAUGCAAGAAUGGAUUGUUACUAGCUAAUUAUGUUACACAAAAACAAAUAGAAAAAAAAAAAAAAAAAAAAAAAAAAAA